This is a messenger RNA of Phoenix dactylifera (date palm), 1838 nucleotides long. RefSeq names its product abscisic acid responsive elements-binding factor 2 (gene ABF2). The record is from RefSeq and is a predicted model, not a curated record. Gene Ontology annotation, molecular function: DNA-binding transcription factor activity. NCBI's taxonomy places the organism in Eukaryota, Viridiplantae, Streptophyta, Magnoliopsida, Arecales, Arecaceae. Gene Ontology annotation, cellular component: nucleus. Gene Ontology annotation, biological process: positive regulation of DNA-templated transcription.
GGGCACUGCCUUCCCGCAUAAAUCGCUGCCCUCGAGCCCGACACCUGGCCCUGCCCACGCCGCGAUCCAUCCGGAGCAGUACGGGAAGCCAAGGCAACGCAGAGGGGCGCCCCAACUAAACCCCAAACAAACAGUUGGUUGUUGCGCAUGUAAGGAUUGGUUGAAUUUAUAGAGAGGAGGAAGAGGGAAUUUGGAAGGAGAUCGAUGAUGAAUUUGAAGAACAUGGGAUCGUCGGACGGGCGGCUGCCGGCGCAGCUGCCGCCGGCGCAGAUGCCGCUGGCGCGGCAGGCGUCUGUAUACUCGCUGACGUUCGGCGAGUUGCAGAACACGCUCGGCAGCCUGGGGAAGGACUUCGGGUCGAUGAACAUGGACGAACUCCUGAAGAACAUCUGGACCGCCGAGGAGAGCCAGGCCAUGGCCGCCGCCCUCGGCAGCGCCGGCGGAUACUCCGGCGCCGGCCUCGACGGCAGCGGGGCCGGCGUCGGCCUCCAGCGGCAGGGCUCGCUGACUCUGCCCCGGACCCUCAGCCAGAAGACGGUCGACGAGGUGUGGAAGGACGUCAUCCGGGAGAACGGCCAGGGGUCGAGCAGCGGGACCGACCUGCACCAGCAGCGGCAGCCAACCCUCGGGGAGAUGACCCUCGAGGAAUUCUUAGUGCGGGCUGGAGUGGUUAGAGAGGACAUGACCCUGGCGGCGGCGCCGAGGCCAAUCGGUAAUAGCAGCAACACCAACAACAACACUAACAGCAAUGUGUUUUACGGAGAGCUGCCGAAUUCAAACAAUAAUACCGGGCUUGCUCUCGGGUUCUCUCAGACGAGCCGCGGCAAUGGGACCGUAGUGGCAAACACCAUUACAAACGCCUCCGGUGCCAAUUUAGCCAUUCCAGCCACCGGGACGAGGCCUUACGCAGCUCCGCUCGGUAAUACUGCUGAUUUGGGGAACCCGCAGGGGCUGAGAGGGGGUGGAAUCGUGGGGCUCGGAGAUCAGGGUGUGAACAAUGGAUUGAUGCCCGGGAUGGUGGGUAUGGGGGGAGGUGGGAUCACGGUCGGGGCGGUGGGCUCUCCGGCGAACCAGAUUUCUGCAAAUGGGCUUGGCAAGGGUGGCGACCUGUCUUCCUUGUCUCCGGUUCCAUAUGUGCUCAGUGGGGGGUUCAGGGGGAGGAAAUCCAGCGGGGCAGUGGAGAAGGUAGUGGAGAGGAGGCAGAGGAGAAUGAUCAAGAACAGGGAGUCAGCUGCGAGAUCACGCGCACGUAAGCAGGCUUAUACCAUGGAGUUGGAAGCUGAAGUAGCAAAACUUAAGACACAAAACCAGGAAUUGCAGAAAAAACAGUAUUUGCAGGCGGAGAUUACGGAGACGCAGAAAAAUCAGGUCUUGGAGAUAAUCAAUCAGCAGCAUGGACCUAAGAAACGGUGCUUGAGAAGGACACUAACAGGUCCUUGGUGAAGUGUGGGAGCACCGAUGGCCAAAACCAAGCAGGAUAUAUCAUAUUCCGUUUGAGCAUAGUUGUAUAUAUAAUAGGAAAUUCCUUCCUCUGCUGUAAAUUAAGAAUCAAGAGUUCUAUUUUAUAGAUUGAGCUUGAGCUUCCAUCCAUGUUGGUUUACUCCUUUCUUAUGAUCUCUGUUAUCGUCCCAAACAUGAUAUAGUUGACAGUCAUUUCGGUAUUUAGGACUAGCUGUCAUGUGGAUCUCUCACCUAGUCUUGCUCGUUGCACGAGUUCCUUGAUCCUUGUAGUGGGCAACAUCAUAUGUUCACAUGAGCAUGUAAGUCAUCGAUUUCACAGCUUGCAGAUUAAUUGUUGGUUUAUUUGCUUCCUAUAGAAGUUUUUCGCACUUUGUAUU